AUGGCCUCCACAAGCGCCGUCCCAAACGGCGAAACCCCAACCCUCCGCUACGCAGAUAUCGGCAUCAACCUCACCGAUCCCAUCUUCACCGGCGUCUACCACGGCAAACGCGCCCACGAAAACGACCUCCCACACAUCCUAACCCGCGCCCGCACCGCCCACGUCCGCAAACUCCUCAUCACCGGCUCCGACCUCGAGGAAUCCCGCGCCGCGAUAGCCCUCUCCGAACAACACCCGAGACUCUGCUACGCGACGGUGGGAGUGCAUCCCUGCUCGGCGAAGACGUUCGGGAAGUAUCCAGAUGGACCGCAGGCUUUACUCGCGGCGCUGAAGAAGGUUGCCGUGGAGGGGAAGGAGAAGGGUUUCGUGAGGGCGUUUGGGGAAAUUGGACUUGAUUAUGAUCGGUUGCAACAUGCGGAUAAGGAGACGCAGGUUGAGUUCUUUGAGAAACAGCUCGAUGUGGCGGUGGAGGUGGGAUUGCCGCUUUUCUUGCAUUCGAGGGCGGCGGCGGAGGAUUUUGAGAGGAUUCUGUCGGCGAGGCUGGAGCGCUUGCCGAGGAGGGGUGUGGUGCACAGUUUUACGGGCUCGUUGGAGGAAAUGCGCCGGAUCGUCGACCUCGGCUUUGAUGUGGGCAUCAACGGGUGCAGUCUCAAGACGGAGGAGAAUCUCGCGGUGGUGAAGGAGGUUCCAUUGGAAAGGCUACAGAUCGAAACGGAUGGGCCCUGGUGUGAAAUGCGGCCGAGCCAGGCGAGUGCAAAGUUUGUGGAGGAUGCGCCGCCGUUGCCCAAGGCGGUGAAGAAGGAGAAGUGGAAUGAGGAGUGUAUGGUCAAGGGGAGGAAUGAGCCUUGUACGAUUGGACGGGUUGCGUGGUGUGUGGCCAAGGUGAAGGGGUUGCCGGUGGAGGAGGUUGCUGAGGCCGCAUGGCGGAAUUCAAUACGCAUGUUUGGGCUGGGUGAGACGAGUGCGUGA
Messenger RNA from Zasmidium cellare ATCC 36951, 969 nucleotides. RefSeq lists its product as uncharacterized. Gene Ontology annotation, molecular function: 3'-5'-DNA exonuclease activity. The transcript is spliced from 3 exons. The record is from RefSeq and is a predicted model, not a curated record. Gene Ontology annotation, cellular component: cytosol. The coding region runs from base 1 to 969 and encodes 322 amino acids. Lineage: Eukaryota; Fungi; Ascomycota; Dothideomycetes; Mycosphaerellales; Mycosphaerellaceae.